AUGAUGGUAUCAAUAAUUAAUCCAUUAUUACGUAUUGAUACUAUUUUAAAUAUGCAAGUCGUUUAGUGCUGUUUUUUCUAAGCCAAAAAAAGGAAUAUAUUGAUAGAAUGA
Molecule: messenger RNA, 111 nt
Organism: Paramecium pentaurelia
Lineage: Eukaryota; Ciliophora; Oligohymenophorea; Peniculida; Parameciidae
Source: the annotation of a GenBank genome assembly